Molecule: messenger RNA, 1181 nt
Organism: Sinocyclocheilus rhinocerous
Lineage: Eukaryota; Metazoa; Chordata; Actinopteri; Cypriniformes; Cyprinidae
Gene: p2rx8
Product: purinergic receptor P2X, ligand-gated ion channel, 8
Exons: 11
Coding region: 1-1164 (387 amino acids)
Biological process (GO): response to ATP; calcium ion transmembrane transport
Cellular component (GO): plasma membrane
Molecular function (GO): purinergic nucleotide receptor activity; ATP binding; extracellularly ATP-gated monoatomic cation channel activity
Source: RefSeq, a predicted model, not a curated record
AUGGCUUGGCAGAACAAACAAAAUCGAUUACUGUUUCUCUUUGAAUAUACAACAGUCAAAUAUGUGGGCACGCAGAAUAAGAAAAUCGGACUUCUGUACAGAAUAUUUCAACUCACUAUCAUGGGAUAUCUCAUUGGAUGGGUAUUUUUGAAAAACAAAGGAUACCAGGUAAAAGAUGAUACUCUCGAGAGUUCUGUGGUAACUAAAGCUAAAGGAGUUGCACGUGUCAACACAACGGAUUCAAAUUUGUGGGGACCAGAGGACUAUGUUUUCCCCAACCAGGGUGAGAACUUUCUUUCUAUAGCAACCAAUUUCAUCGAGACACCAAACCAAAAAUUAGGCAACUGUUCAGAGAACCCAGAAGUACCAAAUAACACAUGCUCUAAGGAUGAAGAAUGCACAGUGGGAGAGGCUGUUAGGGCUGGAAACGGAAUUAAAACUGGCAUUUGUCUGGAAACACACAAUGGCACUUGUGAAAUAUAUGGCUGGUGUCCCACUGAAAUACACAGGGAUCCAGACCCAGCCACCAUUGUGAGAGAAGCUGAAAACUUCACUUUGUACAUAAGAAACUUCAUCAGAUUUUCCCAGCUCAACUUCUCAACAUCAAAUGUUCCGAAGGAAAACAGAUCAUUGUAUUUAAAAAACUGCUUGUAUGAUGAAACUGUUUGCCCAUACUGUCCUAUAUUUCGCCUGGGAGAUAUUGUGAACAAAACUGGAAAUAAGUUUGAAGAAAUGGCUCUAAAGGGUGGUUCAAUUGGGGUUCUGAUUGAGUGGCUCUGUGACCUUGAUGUAGACUCAGAAUGUCGUCCUCACUACAGCUUUGUACGUCUGGGCAAAUUGUCAGAAAAAAUCGGAUUUGACUUCAGAUUUGCUCGCUAUUUCACUGAUGUUGCAGGAGACAGGCGAAGAAUAUUUUACAAAGUUUUUGGAAUUCAUUUGGAAAUCAUGGUGUUUGGAAUGGCAAGAAAAUUUUGUAUUAUUCCUACGAUUGUCAACAUAGCCUCUGCUCUGACUUUAAUGGCUGCUGGUUCUUACAUCUGUGACAUUAUGCUACUGUACGUGAUGAAGAAGAGGAGUGUUUACACAGAGUCGAAGCUUGAGAGAAUGACAACGUAUGUAACAGAAGCAUGUUUGCUAGAAAUGCUACUGUGCUGUGUACUUUGAUUUAAGAAUAAAUAUAA